Messenger RNA from Linum trigynum, 1378 nucleotides. NCBI's taxonomy places the organism in Eukaryota, Viridiplantae, Streptophyta, Magnoliopsida, Malpighiales, Linaceae. The record is from the annotation of a GenBank genome assembly.
ACACUAUCAGGCAGCAAUAGUUUCACCUAACAAGGAUUAUAAUUUUCAAUAUAAAAAAACAAAAAAACAUAUCAUUUACAAAAGGAAGCAAUCGCUUCUCUUAAGAAAAGGCAAUAUAGUUAAAGCUGUCGUUGGUAAGAGAGAGAAGGUAAAGCUAGAGUGAGAAAAUGGCUUUGUCCUCUCCUUUUUUCUGCCCAUUUGGUACCGUUGUGGGAUGGAGCCUCCUACCGGGGGGGGGGGGGGUCAUCUCAGAUCUGAAACCGCCGAACAAAUUGCCAGCGACGACAACCACUCAACCGAAUAAGGAGGCCAAGGCGACAACGAGCGAUGGGUUCACAGGAGAAGAAAGCAUGGAUUUCGCAGUGGUUACGACAAGGAGUGAAGAUACUGAAGUGGCUAUGGGAGAAUCUGAUCUAGAGUUACUGAUGACCAGUCCAAGGGAGGAGAUUCCUUCGGUGCAGACUGCAAGAGUGUCCUACAAAGACUCUGUCCUUGGGAACGGACCUGCACCGGAGAUCCCGAUGGAGACGAGUUGAUGUCGGAUGAAUCUGACGAUGAAGAUGUUGACUAUGAUCCCCUCUACACUACUAUUCGGAUUAAGAAAAGCAUAGAUGCUAGGGUUCGAUAUCGAUGGAGCAAAACAAUUAUAUUCAGAAUCUUGGGGAAAAGCCUCCCUUUGGUUUUCAUCCACAAGAGAGUGCACAAGAUGUGGGCUAAAACCGGGUCGGUGGAGAUCGAUGAUAUCGGGAAUGGAUAUUAUUAGGUCAUCUUUGGGUCUCAACUGGACUACAACCGUGCUUUCUAUGGAGGACCAUGUACGGUGGACCAGCAAUACAUAGUCCGAGCCGUGGAGAUUGGAUUUCGACCCGAAUUUUGACGUUAUCAACAACACUAUGGUUUGGGUUCUUCUUUUGCGAUUACCAAUGGCAUACUUUGACGGAGAAAUUUUGACGAGCAUUAGAAGUAGACUAGGGAUAGUGGUCAAGAUCGAUUACAACACAUUGAAUGGCUUCAAGGGAAAUUACGCACGUAUUUGUGUGGAAAUUGAUCUCAGAAAGCAGCUGGUCCUGAAAUACAGAUUGACGCGGGAGUUAGGAGGGUUUCAUAUGAGGGAUAGGAUAUGGUGUGCUAUGAUUGUGGCCAUUAUGGGCAUCUGAAAGAAAAUGCCCCCGAGCGGAGGAGAUGGCAAAUGCAACACUGAAGCAAGAAUAAGAGAGGAGGAGCAACAAGUCCUCCAACAGGAGAUUCGCCCUGAGGUUGUUGAAGAUUCCGGGCCAUGGAUGCUUGCAACAAGCACUAGAAGGGAGAAAAAACAGACAGUGGGUGGCAGUGACAAAAACUGAACAAGCAAUCCCAGAACUAAAAUAGGAAGAGUUAC